AUGGACGAUGCAGGGCCAUCCAGGGGCGCGGCGUCCAACGAGAGGCCGGCCAGUGCGAUCGCCCAAGCCAUUCGGUGCUCGAUGCGCAUGCUGCGUCGUGCUCCGUCCGAAGGGGAUGCAGGCGAUAUCGCGUCAGGGCUGGCGGCACAAACCUCAAGCCACGGUGUGACGGUGAGCUGUUGUGCACCGGUAGCCAGCAUGACGCAUGCCAGCAGCGUGUCUGUGCCUGUGCCUGGCGACAGUUUUAAUCCGACCGUGGUGCGUGGUGCGUGGUGCGUGGUGCGUGUGCUUCAUUCGAACAGCGGCCGCCUUGCCCUGCCCAGCAUGGACGGUGCUGCACCACGCCGGCCGACAUUUGGACUGGUGCAGAAAGCUGCAGCAGCGUCCUGUCAUGCACUUCCUCCAGCUCUGCGGCCGCUUGGUGGCGGGAUGCCGAGCAAUCAUGGCCUUCCACCAGCACUUGGCCCGCUCAGUGGCGGGAUGCCGAAGAUUCAUGCGGGUGGCCUUCCAUUCGACACCCUUCUUGGCAAGCCCCCGCGGUCCGGGGCCAGUGGACCUCAUCCCGAUGUUGGUCGCCCUGAUCCCGAUUCAACACCAUCGACGACGUGGACGGCAGCAUGUUUCAGCACCCGGCGCCUAAGCCCGUCGCUUCCGCCCUGUUCUCGCGCUGCCGUAGGCUCCCGGUGCGCGACCACGAGAUGGCGUCUCUCCACGGCUGCUGACAUUUGGAAUGCCUGCAUCGCGAUUCGAUUCGACGUCGCCAAUCUAGCUGUUGCUCAAUCCCCCACCUGCGUCCCGCCUGUAGAUCUGGGAUGCACAUCAACACCUGCGAUUGCCGUGCCCAAGUCAUGGCUGCGCACCUUCGUAUCUCGCCAUCCCUCGUGGCUCGAGACGCCAUCUCUCGAGCAUACGUGGUGUCGCCGAGUGCGGCCGACUCCUGAGGUGCGUCGAGUCGUGCACAUAUCGGCCUUGGCCUGCUGGCCGCUACCAGAAAGCCCCGACCUGCAUGCGGCGGAGCCCUCGCCACGAGAACGACCCUCCCAGCCGUGGCCGCAUGUCUCGAGACAUGUCUUUGACUGUUUGUCCACUUAA
Messenger RNA from Mytilinidion resinicola, 1092 nucleotides. RefSeq lists its product as uncharacterized. The coding region runs from base 1 to 1092 and encodes 363 amino acids. The transcript has a single exon. NCBI's taxonomy places the organism in Eukaryota, Fungi, Ascomycota, Dothideomycetes, Mytilinidiales, Mytilinidiaceae. The record is from RefSeq and is a predicted model, not a curated record.